GUGUAGCUGUUUGCACUGGCAGAGGUCAAAGGUCGGGAACAGUAGGCUAUUGGAAAGUCAAGUUGAGAAAAACAGCAGAAGGUAAUAAUGAAUAUAAAGUGCAUUAACUAGCGGUGUGGUACUUCAUAAAACGAGUCGUUCAUUGUUGAGGAAAUCUGCGCCGCUUGCUGCCUAAUGCCAGCUGAAGCGUGAUGCAUCCAGAGCAGCCCAGAACGGGCUUCGCCCUGCAGAGACGGCAGGCAGAUUCUGCCCCUCGGGGUGCGCUGAGCACCGGUCUACUGCAGGGCCUCAUCCAGAGUGCCAGGCCUCCUUCCUUCUGCUUCCUGCUCCCCAGGGUCCACGCAGCUGAUGUGGCUGCUGCCCAGCCAGCACAGAUGCCUCCCUCCUCCUCCUCCUCUACCAGUCCUGCUCCUGCACCCAUCCCCUCUCCCAGCAACUUGGGCAAACCAGAAUUCCCAGACACAGGAUGGGACCGUAUCAAGGACCUCUUUGACAGAGAUGUAACACAGAGGUACCCAGAGGAGCUGACUAAUGUGAUAAAGAGUGGCGUAGCUGCGGCACUGGCAGGCUUGAUCUACGGCGGCCUGCCAGCAGCACGCCAUGCCAGGCAGAAGUAUAUCCAAGUCAGCCAGGCGGAAAUGUAUACGAGCCGAGUGGAAGCAGUGCGCUCAGCCCACAACGCAGCAAUCCGGGGUUUCGUGAGAUACGGAUGGAGAUGGAGCUGGAGAGUGGCUGCUUUUGUCACCAUGUUCAAUUCUGUCAGCACAGGGCUGUCUGUGUACCGAGACAAGUAUACCCUCAGCCACUAUGCUGCUGCUGGAGCUGUGACUGGAGGCCUUUUCAGGCUGAACCUGGGACUUGGAGGGCUGGUGGCAGGGACGGUCAUCGGAGCAGUGCUGGGGAUUCCCACUGGUGCUUUGAUCAUCAGCAUGCAGUCAGUGGCUGGGGAAACUACCAGAGAGAGGAGGAGGAGAGAGCGCAGGGAACUUUAUGAGCUCAGACUGGCAGAAUGGGCGGCCCGUCUGCAGUUGACAGAUGAGUUAAUUGGAGAUCUGAAUGUCAGCUCUCAGGCAGAGGAAACCAAUAAGGACAUGCAAAGGAUCCAGGAGCUGCUCAGUUUACCACAGAAUAAGGAUGUGACUCAGGAAUCAAGCAGCCAAUGACAGAAACUGCCUGACUGGCUGUUACCGGUUGGUCAUUGAAGGUGGGACUUAUUUCCCUGGACUCCACACACCUUUUCUCUUACUGAAUGGAAAUUCUUUCACAUCAGAAUUAAACAACACUGUUGUACCUCA
This is a messenger RNA of Micropterus dolomieu (smallmouth bass), 1295 nucleotides long. RefSeq names its product translocase of inner mitochondrial membrane domain containing 1 (gene timmdc1). NCBI's taxonomy places the organism in Eukaryota, Metazoa, Chordata, Actinopteri, Centrarchiformes, Centrarchidae. Bases 192 to 1163 code for a protein of 323 amino acids. Gene Ontology annotation, cellular component: mitochondrion. The transcript is spliced from 8 exons. The record is from RefSeq and is a predicted model, not a curated record.